Molecule: messenger RNA, 246 nt
Organism: Heterostelium album PN500
Lineage: Eukaryota; Evosea; Eumycetozoa; Acytosteliales; Acytosteliaceae
Exons: 2
Coding region: 1-246 (81 amino acids)
Source: RefSeq, a predicted model, not a curated record
AUGGAAGAAACAAAUGAAGUUUUGAUAAUUGAUAAUGGUUCAGGUGUGAGUAGGGCUGGUUUCGCAGGAGAAGAUCUCCCACGUGUUGUGUUCCCAUCAAUCGUUGGUCUUCCAAGAGACAUUGGUACUUGUAAUAAGGAUUUCUACUUUGGAGAUGAAGCUCAAUCAAAGAGAGGUAUCUUGAACAUCUCCUAUCCAAUUGAACAUGGUAUCGUCACCAAUUGGGAUGAUAUGGAGAAGAUCUAG